AUGAGCUACUGUUCUCUGUCUCUACUCCUGGGUUCUCUGUUCAUCAUUGGGACUUCCUCUUAUCCUAAUGGUUCCUGUGAUGGCUACACGGCUCUGGAUGAGCCUCGACGUAACUUUCUCUUCAGCUCUUCCUCUUUCCCCGGCUACCCCAUCAAUACCGACAUAUGGCUAACAAACAUAUGGGUGCGCUACGUCGGGAUCGGAGGGGACACCGUCAUUCCACAAUGUGCUCCAGUCUAUUACAGCGGGGUGUAUUAUCCCAUCCAUCUGACCUUUACACAUCCUGAGUCUGAGUCUGAGACUCCAACAACGGGCAACGCGUGUGGAAACGCAGGUUCCUGCUGUAAUUACAAUGUAGCUAUUCAAGUGAUCUACUGCUCUUCUGGAGGAUUCUAUGUGUACAGGCAGAUGGCCAACCACCCAGUCUACUACAUGGGUUAUGUGACAUACCAUAGGAACUGUGUGGCAGACUCCUGUGGUCCCCUUGCAGAGUGUAGUACAACCAAAAAUGGAGGCUGUCAAUGUGUCUCUGGAUACAAGAUACCUCCAAAACAUCUACCCACAAACGAAUCCUACGGUUGCCAAGAUAUCAAUGAGUGUGAGGAGACCGCUAAUCUCUGCGGUCCGCAUUCCAACUGUACUAAUUUACCAGCAGUCUACAACUGUAGCUGUCUAGAGGGGUUUGCACCCUCAGACCCAGCCUUGGCACUCAACCCAACCCGCAACCCCUGCACAGAUGUGAAUGAGUGUGUGGAGAUUGAGAAGGUUUGUGGUGGUUUUGGUAAAUGUACAAACACACCAGGAAAUUACACCUGCACCUGUUACAAUGGAUACGAGCCUGACGGACCCUUCGACUGCCAAGAUGUUGACGAGUGUUUCAACUCAACCGUCUGUGGUCAGGAGUCUGUCUGUACCAACACACCAGGAGCCCACAACUGUACCUGUCUCCUAGGCUUCUCACCCAAAAACCCAGUCCUAGACCCCAGCAAGGCCAACCCCUGUAUAGACAUUGAUGAGUGUCUGAACAAAACCAUGUGUGGUCCCAAUGCCAACUGUACCAACUCUUAUGCAGCACACAGCUGUACCUGCCUCUUUGGUUACCUGCUCACCAGCCCAGAUGCCAUAGCCAGCCCCUUAAACCCAUGCCUAGACAUAGAUGAGUGUGCUAACACCCCUGGUCUAUGUGGUCUCCACUCUGUGUGUACCAAUGCACCAGGGACCUUCCACUGUUCCUGUGUGGAAGGAUACUUCUCCUCCACUGGAGUACUGUGGGAAACGGACGUCACUGUGUGUGAAAGUGUUGAUGACGUUCUAGCCGCCAUAGUUCCCCCAGAGGGCCAGUCUAAGGAGAUGUACUUCCUCAACCAGAUGAACCAACAGCUGAUGGAGAACCCUGACAUUGUCCUACCAGAGGGGAAGGUGUCAGGAGCUGGAACCAUCUCAGCGCAGCAGGCCAGUACAGGCCAGGUGUGGAGUGGGGCUGGAAAGGAUGGCGGGGAGUCUGCCAGUGUGGUCCUGAAGAUUUCAGAGCUCCUGGUGAAUGCCUUAGUGGACCCUUCUCAGGGCCGGGUCAACAAAACCAUACACACACCUGAGCUGGACAUUAGUCUGCAGGUAAUCGAGGCCAACAGUACAGACACCUCUUCCCUCUCAGCCAGGGGAAACACCAUGGACAUCAACCUAAAGGCUCUGGCCAGAAACAAUAAUGGUACAGCAUCAGCAGUAUUCCUGACAGUCCGUGGGAUGGAGAGCCUUCUCGGUGCUAGCUUCUUGCAGACAGAAAACCACACAGAGAUGUUGUCUGAUGUCAUCACCGCCACACUGCCCAAGAUCAACCACACCCAGCUCUCUGAGCCUGUCAACUUCACCAUGAGCCACAAGAGGAGGUUGGCUGAGCCUGGCCUGAUGACCUGUGUGUACUGGGAGGACAGAGGAAUGGAAUAUGAGAAUGGAACCGAGGGGAAGGGGAGACAUUGGUCAGUGAACGGCUGUUCGAUUGUGUUCUCUGAUGAGAACUACACAGUGUGCAGCUGCUCUCACCUCUCCACCUUUGCCCUCAUCAUGCAGACUGGGGAGACUGUGUCGGAGGACAAUCCCUUCCUAGAGUGGGUGAACAGAAUGUGUGUGAUCGUGGGCCUGGUCUUCUUUGCUCUGGCCAUCCUCACCUUCCUGCUGUGUAGCUGGAACCCUAAGAUCAACAACACAGCCCGCCUCCACCUCUGCCUCUGCCUCUUCCUGUCCCAUCUGAUGCUCCUAUUGGAUUACACCUACCUUACUCACAAGCUGGUGUGCUCCAUCAUGGCAGGUCUCCUCCACUUCCUGGUAGUGGCCAGUUUCCUGUGGAUGCUGCUGGAGGCGCUCCAGCUCUACCUGCUGGUCCAGAGACUCUCUAGGAUCCAGAUCAUCCAGAGGGAAGGCCUCCAGAAGAAAUACCUCUUCCUGAUUGGCUAUGGCAUCCCCCUGGUGAUCGUCGGUGUGUCUGCAGCUGUGAAACGUGACGGCUAUGGGGGAUCUAAAGUAUGCUGGCUGAAGCCAGAACAAUACUUUACCUGGGCUGUGUUAGGGCCAGUGUGUACUGUCCUAGCACUGAACUGGAUAUUGUUCUGCGUUACUAUCUGGAGUUUGAGACCUACCUUGGCUAACAUGAAGAGUGAUGUCUCACAGUCCAAAGACACCAGACUGAUCAUCUUUAAGAUCCUGGCACAGUUUGUGAUACUGGGUUGUACCUGGGUGCUGGGCUUUUUCCAGUCCACCAUGGUCUUCAAGUACCUCUUCAUCGUGCUCAACUCCCAGCAGGGCACCUUCCUCUACAUCGUUCACUGUCUCUUCAACAAGGAGGUACGUGAUGAGUACAGGAAGUGGCUGGGCUGUUCUUCCAGCUCCUCUACUCCAGACUCUAUGAAAGAAGCACAUUCCGUCUCUGAAGACCUGGACAAGGCUGGUGAAGAGAAACAAAAGAAAGGAACACGGCCAGGAUGAGAGCGACAUGAUACGAUACCAUCAGACCUUCAAAGCAUUUCAGCACAGUGGACAUCCACGGUAUAUCUUUCAAUGCACACUGUACACACUAAGUAUGAGAGAGAGAGAGAGAGAGAGAGGUGUGUUUAUAUGGAUGCUAAUGACUCAGAUAACACAGCCUGACCUUUUGUAUUUACUAAUAUUUCCUUUAUCUAUAUAAAACAAUGUUUUAAUAUCCUGCAAAUGUAUUUAUAGAAUUUCAUAUUUAUAACUGAUAUACACAGUAGUUACAGCAUAUUUACCUGUGUGCAAAAUAAACAAAUGAAAAUGUGUAGGUUGCAGUUGUCUAUAUAUAAAUAAAUAACUGCAUCUCUACCUGCUUUGAGUCUAGCAUUUACCAUUGGAUUGUCCCUCAGGGACAAUAAAGAUUUAUUCAAUGGAAUCCCUGUGGCUGAGCCCAGAUAAGAAAGUCUCGGUCAGCUGCAGUCUGAAGUGUUUUGAGAGCAUAGCGACUGGGUUUCCAGACACAGAUGGCACAGGAGGGGUGCGGAGAGGACAGGAGGGCUUCCUCUCAGAGCUAUAAUAGAAUAGCUGGAAGAGAGCCACGGUUGUAGACAGACAAUACUGCGCUUGCAUUCUGUUGUAAUGCCCUCUUUUCACCACACGGUGACAGCACCUAAUCAUCAAUGCUCUUGCUCUCAUUGGAGUUAGGAGUUAAAGCGAGUACACAGGUCUUCUGUUGAUGGCGAGAUACCAUUGGGUGAAGGCUUUUGUUCCAGCCUAGCCAUGAUUCAAUGGAUGAACAAAUAAUGAAAAGCUGGUGGGGUUGUAGGGAGAGAAAGACAUAAAGAUGGAGAUGGAUAGAUAGAUGGCAGGAAGGGUCAACUGGAGGAGAUAGAGAGGCAUACAGAGACGGAUGGAAAUAAAGGGAGAUUCGAAGACGGGUGAAUGCAGCAGCAGGAGUGAAAGAGAGUACAAUAGGGGGACA
Messenger RNA from Salvelinus fontinalis (brook trout), 3946 nucleotides. Its product is annotated as adhesion G protein-coupled receptor E1-like. The record is from RefSeq and is a predicted model, not a curated record. The coding region runs from base 1 to 2979 and encodes 992 amino acids. NCBI's taxonomy places the organism in Eukaryota, Metazoa, Chordata, Actinopteri, Salmoniformes, Salmonidae. The transcript is spliced from 22 exons. Gene Ontology annotation, molecular function: calcium ion binding; G protein-coupled receptor activity. Gene Ontology annotation, biological process: cell surface receptor signaling pathway; adenylate cyclase-activating G protein-coupled receptor signaling pathway. Gene Ontology annotation, cellular component: membrane.